Zingiber officinale is the source of this 1365-nucleotide messenger RNA. RefSeq names its product 26S proteasome non-ATPase regulatory subunit 7 homolog A-like. The transcript is spliced from 10 exons. Gene Ontology annotation, molecular function: metallopeptidase activity; protein binding. The coding region runs from base 18 to 1055 and encodes 345 amino acids. The record is from RefSeq and is a predicted model, not a curated record. Gene Ontology annotation, biological process: proteasome-mediated ubiquitin-dependent protein catabolic process. Gene Ontology annotation, cellular component: proteasome regulatory particle; proteasome complex. Lineage: Eukaryota; Viridiplantae; Streptophyta; Magnoliopsida; Zingiberales; Zingiberaceae.
UUAUUUAAUUUUAAAACAUGUAUUUCUUCCACAGUUUACCUUCUCUUUCGUGGAAAAGAAGGAACAGGGUUGCGGCGAGAACCCUAGCGAGGCGGAGGACGCCAGAGGCGGUGGACUACGGCGGUAAGAUGGACGUUGUGAAGGCGCAGCAGAUGUCCUGGAGGGUGGUGGAGAAGGUCAUCGUGCACCCCCUCGUGCUGCUCAGUAUCGUCGACAACUACAACCGCGUCGCCCGCGACACCCGCAAGCGCGUCGUCGGCGUCCUACUUGGAUCCUCGUCCAAGGGCACGGUCGACGUCACCAAUUCCUACGCAGUGCCUUUUGAAGAGGAUGAGAGAGAUCCAAACAUUUGGUUUCUCGAUCACAAUUACCAUGAGGCAAUGUUUUCUAUGUUUAAGAGAAUAAAUGCCAAGGAGAAUGUUGUAGGAUGGUAUAGCACAGGGCCCAAGCUGCGGGAAAAUGAUUUGGAUAUCCACGCUUUGUUUACUGAUUAUGUUUUAAAUCCUGUCUUGGUAAUCAUCGAUGUGCAACCUAAAGAGCUUGGUAUACCUACCAAAGCAUAUUAUGCUGUCGAAGAAGUCAAAGAGAAUGCCACACAGAAAAGCCAGAAGGUGUUUGUGCAUGUCCCUUCAGAAAUUGCUGCUCAUGAAGUUGAGGAAAUCGGAGUGGAACACUUGCUGAGAGAUGUCAAGGAUACAACAAUAAGUACGCUAGCAACUGAGGUCACAGGCAAACUUGCAGCACUGAAGGGGCUCGAUGCAAGGUUACAUGAGAUACGUGGUUAUCUAGAACUUGUUAUCGAUGGGAAGUUACCUCUGAAUCAUGAGAUAUUAUACAACUUGCAGGACAUAUUCAAUCUACUUCCGAAUCUUAAUGUGAACGAGUUGAUCAAGGCAUUUGCAGUGAAAACAAAUGACAUGAUGCUGGUUAUAUACCUUUCUUCCCUCAUCCGAAGUGUUAUUGCACUUCACAAUUUGAUAAACAACAAAAUGCUCAACAAGGAACAUGAGAAAGCUGAAGACUCCAGACCCUCUGCGACAACUACCGUGAACUAGGAUUCUUUUGGCUUUGCCUGGCCUGGCCUUCCUGAUCGAUCUAAUGUUCAUCCUCUGUUGGCGUUGCAUUUGCAUUAGAGCGUUUCAGAAGUGUUUUGGAAACAAAUUGGAUACGAGCUACUUUGGAAAUGCCUAUGCACACUCUGAAACAAGUUCAUUCGGUUUGUAGUUUUUUAAACUUCCAAAACUGUAUGGCUACUUUCUGGUGGGUGGCCUCGGUGCGUCACCAAUCGAGACGUGGAGUACGUUGUGAGAAUUUUGAUUUGUUUUUUAAACCCUAAAGCCCUCCCAAUAAACUUUUGGUAGACAA